Messenger RNA from Chlorocebus sabaeus (green monkey), 1466 nucleotides. NCBI's taxonomy places the organism in Eukaryota, Metazoa, Chordata, Mammalia, Primates, Cercopithecidae. The record is from RefSeq and is a predicted model, not a curated record.
CUUUCAUUCUGAUCACUUUGUUAUAUCAAAUACCAAAAACACCUUCUGCUUUCUCUUUUCCAAAAGAAAGCCGUUAUACAUAUAUGAGAUCAGGAGUCUAAUUGUAUCUUGGCAAAGAGAAAGAGAAUUUGAGGACCUGUAGUUUUCCAUUUAGGGUGGUAUCAACAAGCUGGUCCACUCAGAGGACAGCAAGCCUGUUGAAAUUGCUUUCACUUUCGUAGCUUUUUCCUUUCCAGGGAGCAGUAGCAGCCAUGGCUGAUAAGAAACCAUCCAAAGAGGAUCCAGUCAACAUGGUGAAGUUGCUGGCCAGGAACGUUCUAGAUGGCAUUUUUGAUGACUUGAUGGAAAACAAUGUGUUAAAUACGGAAGAGUUACGCAGUCUAGGAAAAGGUUUGAACUUCAUGGUGAACAACGCUGGAAACCUAGUUGAUAAUAUCACUGAGAAAGCGCAAAUGGCAGGCAAAAUACUUAAGGACCGCCUAUUGAGUCACCCAAAACAGCUGAGUUUAGAUAUAUCCAGUGAUGGAGAAAGAGGGCCGAACACGCCUGGCCUCAUCAUCUGCAACAAAGAAUUCCACUAUCUUCUUAAUCGAAAUGGUUCUGAACUUGACCUUUUGGGGAUGCAAGAUCUACUUGAAAACCUUGGAUACUCAGUGGUUAUAGAAGAGAAUCUCACAGCUCAGGAAAUGGAAACAGCCCUAAGGCAGUUUGCUGCUCGCCCAGAGCACCAGUCCUCGGACAGCACAUUCCUGGUGUUCAUGUCACAUGGCAUCCUGAAUGGAAUCUGUGGAACUAAGCACUGGGAUCAAGAGCCAGAUGUUCUUCACGAUGACACCAUCUUCGAAAUUUUCAACAACCGUAACUGCCGGAGUCUGAGAGACAAACCCAAGGUCAUCAUCAUGCAAGCCUGCCGAGGCAGUGGUGCUGGGAUUGUUUGGUUCACCACUGACAGUGGAAAAGCCAGUGCAGAUACACAUGGUCAGCUCUUGCAAAGUAACAUCUGUAAUGAUGCUGUCACAAAGGCUCAUGUGGAAAAGGACUUCAUUGCUUUCAAAUCUUCCACACCACAUAAUGUUUCUUGGAGGCAUGAAAUAAGUGGCUCUGUCUUCAUUUCCCAAAUUAUCUACUACUUCAAAGAGUAUUCUUGGAGUCAUCAUCUAGAAGAAAUUUUUCGAAAGGUUCAACGUUCAUUUGAGACACCAAAUGUAGUAACCCAGUUGCCCACCAUUGAAAGACUAUCCAUGACACGAUAUUUCUAUCUCUUUCCUGGGAAUUAAAACUCAUAAAAAGCAACUCAGGAAAAUGAAGGCAUUAUGGUGUCUAUGAAUCUGCUAUGUGAAAAGGUCAAUUUUUGAUUAAGAAUAUUUUUGUAUCAAACUGCUCGCUGUCCACCUUUUGCAAAUACCAGGCUAAAAUCAAUCUCAUAUUUUUGCUAAAUUAAUGCUUAAUAAAUUUUUAUUAUAAAA